UUCGUCCGCUCUCGACCCUUGACAGAUGAACUCCUUCUCAUGCUCUAACCACAUUCCCCUCCUUCUCCAACGCCCCUCCCUGUCAUCGAUAUCAUGUCCAUGUCCGAUGCUCAUAGGUAGUCCUUUACGUGAUACGAGGCCGUGACCCAACAAGUGUUGCAGACUCCGAGGGGCAAUCUUGGCACUUAAUUAGAGGUUGCUGCAUAUCAUGCAUAUCAUCGCUAUGUGAGCUUCGUACAUCGUGCGCUGAAAAUCAAUUCUCCACUUUGACAAUUUGAACACUUUUUUUUGGGGGGGAUCGCAAUCAUGGUGGCCAUGAAUCAAGACUACAGCCAGGGGCUGAUGAUUGGACUUGGUGUCGUCUUCAUGAUCAUCCCCGUGGCUUUUGUUUGCUUUCGAGUGUGGGCGAAAUUUCUAGGUGCGCGCAGGCUAGGUUGGGAAGACUACUUGUGCUUCGCAGCUUUGGCUGUGGCACUCACAUGUUCGAUACUUCAAGUCGUUGCGGCUGUUCACGGUAGUCUUGGACAACAUCAAAAUGUCGAUGAGAAAGGAAUGCCAAUACUGGACGAUCCCGAGUUUCUGGUCUAUGAACGAACAAAGUUCGCCGUAAACAUUCUUAGCGUUGUCAGUCUAGGAUUGAUCAAAGCCUCCAUUCUUCUCUUCUACAAGAACAUAUUCAGCACGCGCGCAUUCAAAUGGGCCGUGUGGGUCAUGAUGUUCCUUGUCGUGGGAUGGACUGUGGCAUACUCCUUCGCAAACCUCUUCACCUGCUACCCAGUCACCCCUCUGAUUGAGCCGUUCUACGGCAACAAAUGCAUUUCUGGCGUUAUAGACAUGUGGCUCUCUGUUGUAUACACAGAUCUCAUCAUUGACGUGGGCAUCCUUAUUAUGCCGAUUCCUAUGGUGGUGCGACUCCAGCUGCCCUGGCAACAGAAACUUGGAAUCAUGGGCAUGUUUCUUCUUGGCUCAUCGGUGAUUGCGAUCAGUGCGACUAGAUUGGUCGUGUUGAUAAAAAUCUCAGAGGAAUUCGCGGUCCACUUCAAUGACGCUACUUAUUAUACCUCCCCUGUAUUUUUCUGGACCAACAUUGAGCUUUCUCUUGCCGUCGUUUCGUCGUGUCUACCCACUCUCCGUCCAAUCUGGACGCAUUUCCGUCCAUCGAAACCCUCAACAAAUCUCGGAAACACAGACUAUGAGCUUGGAAAUAGAAGGUCAAAGAAGUUUGCCUCUGAACAAUGGACAGAGAUUGAUGAUGCGGAUGCUUUGGUUCCCGGUGUGGACACCUCCAUUCAAGCAACGGAUGCACCGCAUCAUAGCGGCAAUGAGAUUGCGGAGCGAACUGCCACUCCCCCGGGCCCAAGAGGUGGCAUAUCGGUUCACACAAGUGUGGAAACGAAAAGCGUGCGAAAUAUCAUAUGA
Molecule: messenger RNA, 1419 nt
Organism: Periconia digitata
Lineage: Eukaryota; Fungi; Ascomycota; Dothideomycetes; Pleosporales; Periconiaceae
Source: the annotation of a GenBank genome assembly